GUUGAACUUGCAUCUUCAUCAUCAGUUCCAGUGUAACAUUUCACCUUGAAAGGCAUUGAAAUUAUCAAACCAAAUAUGUUCAAGUUUAUAGUAUUCACUGUACUUUUGGGUCUAGCAAUUGCAAUGCCAGAACAUUAUAUCAGUCCUGAGGGUGGAGCUGAAAUCACGGGAUAUUCAUCUGAUCUUUCUCCCGAUGGAUCUUAUCACUAUGUUUACCAAACAUCAAAUGGAAUCGCUGCUGAGGAAAGUGGAGUAGGUGCCCAUCAAGCUCAAGGAGGAUUCUCUUAUACCUCACCUGAAGGAGCUUCAAUCAAACUUAGCUACACCGCGGACGAAAACGGAUUCCAUCCCGAUGGCGCUCAUUUGCCCAUUCCACCACCAAUUCCAGAAGAAAUUUUGAAAUCACUUCAGUGGAAUGCUGCCCAUCCAGAAGAAGAUGAUCCACAAUACGAAGUUCACUCCAGACAUGUCGCGUUUAUUGCUCUUUUUGCUUUAGCAGUUGCUGCACCAGAACACUAUAUCAGUCCCGAGGGUGGGGCUGAAAUUACGGGAUAUUCAUCCGAUCUUUCCCCUGAUGGAUCUUAUCACUAUGUUUACCAAACAUCAAAUGGAAUCGCAGCUGAGGAGAGUGGAGUAGGUGCCCAUCAAGCUCAAGGAGGAUUCUCUUACACCUCACCUGAAGGAGCUCCAAUCAAAGUUAGCUAUACCGCGGACGAAAACGGAUUCCACCCUGAUGGUGCUCAUUUGCCGAUUCCACCACCAAUUCCAGAGGAAAUCUUGAAGUCACUCGAGUGGAAUGCUGCACAUCCCGAAGAAAAUGACCCUCAAUAUGAAGUCCACUCAAGACACUUAUGAAGUGCAACUUAGAGAUUGUUAUUUGAUACAUUGUUAGAUUCCGUAAAUUUUUGUUGAAUAAAUGAUUAUACUGUUA
This is a messenger RNA of Hermetia illucens (black soldier fly), 931 nucleotides long. Its product is annotated as endocuticle structural glycoprotein SgAbd-1-like. Gene Ontology annotation, molecular function: structural constituent of chitin-based larval cuticle. The record is from RefSeq and is a predicted model, not a curated record. The transcript is spliced from 3 exons. Gene Ontology annotation, cellular component: chitin-based extracellular matrix. Lineage: Eukaryota; Metazoa; Arthropoda; Insecta; Diptera; Stratiomyidae. Bases 76 to 855 code for a protein of 259 amino acids.